GCGGCGGCGCGCGGGGACGGCGGGCGGUGCGGGCGGGAUGGCGGCGGCGGGCGGCGCGGCCCCGCAGCCGGAGCCGGAGCUGGAGCUGGAGCGGCGCGGCCCGGCGGCGGAGGGCGAGGAGGAGGCGGCCGAGGCGGAGCUGGCGGCCGAGCUGGCGGCGCGGCGCAGCGCGGAGGCGCGGCGGCUGGUGCUGUCGCCGCGGCGGCUGUCGGGCCCGCUGCCCGCCGGGCUGUCGCAGUGGUUCCCGGCGCUGGAGGUGCUGGACGUGAGCGGGACGGGGCUGGCGGAGCUGGGCGCCGAGCUGCUGGCCUUGCCGCGUCUCCACACGCUCCUGGCCAAGAACAACCGGCUGGGCGGGCCCGGCUCGCUGCCCAAGGGGCUGGGGCAGGCCCCGCUCGGCCGCUCCCUCCGCGUCCUCAACCUCAGCGGGAACCGCUUCGCAGAGGUGCCGCCCGCCCUGCUGGGGCUCCGCGGGCUGCAGAGCCUCAGCCUCGGCGGCAACCGCCUCCACGGCAUCCCGCCCGACAUCCAGGAGCUCCGCAGUUUAGAGUUUCUCUACCUUGGAGGGAAUUUCAUUACUUCAAUUCCACCUGAACUAGCAAACCUACCUUCUCUAAGCUAUCUAGUUCUGUGUGACAACAAGAUCCAGAGCAUUCCACCGCAGCUGGCACAGCUGCAUUCCCUGCGCUCCCUUAGCCUGCACAAUAACCUGCUGACUUACCUUCCUCGAGAGAUCCUUAACCUGGUUCACCUGGAAGAGCUUAGCUUGCGUGGGAACCCCUUGGUGGUUCGGUUUGUCCGUGACCUGACCUACAAUCCCCCAAGCCUUCUGGAACUGGCUGGACGCACAAUUAAAACUCGCAGUGUUCCCUACGCUCCCAGCGAUCUCCCGGAGAAUCUGGUCCGGUAUCUGAGCUUGGCCAGCAACUGUCCCAACCCUAAAUGCGGGGGUGUCUACUUUGACAGCUGCGUCAGACAAAUCAAGUUCGUUGACUUCUGCGGGAAGUAUCGCCUGCCUCUGAUGCACUACCUGUGCUCCCCAGAGUGCUCCUCUCCCUGCAGCUCUGCCUCCCAGAGCUCUACUUCCCAGAGCGAGUCCGACUCUGAGGACGAAGCCAGCGUCGCUGCGCGCAGGAUGCAGAAAGUCCUUCUGGGAUAAGAGGGAGCGGGAGGGGAAGACGGGAAGGAAAACAUGUUUGAAAAGCAAUAAUGGAAAAACGAAGCCCGAGCCUCUGGCCUGAAGGGCUCACGAGAAACUGUUCUCAAGUCGAUGUAAGGGGCAGAACAUCUUAGCCAGCCUAGACCUGCUGGGCGCAGCUGCUUAGGGAACUAACUCGGUGGCAUGCUGCCUUUAGGGUGCCUGGGGUUGUUAGAAACAUCUCCUGUCUGGGAGACACCCCCUCUCCCUCCUGUGCGCUGGGGAGGGGGAUUUGUUCUCACUGGCGGAUUGAGAAGAAUUUUCAUACGUGACACUUUGCUGGAUUUCAGUCCUCCUGCAGCGCAAAGGAGACUGUCCAGCUCUCUUAACACUGUGGUAGAUCAGAAACAGGCUAAUGAUGCCAUGUGAGUACGUACGGACCCCAAUGUUUUAUAUAGCGUUUUGAUUUUUUGCUGUCUCCUUUGAUUUCAGUUACAGAUUUUACACCCAUCCACUACAAAAUUAUUUUUUUUUUUCUGUUCAGGAGGAGAUUUUUUCCAAACUCUGGCUACUCUUCCUUCGCCUAGAGGUGUAGUGUGUCUGUGCUGUCACAGAUGUUACAGCCGUGGUAGAACCGAGCCACCUUUUUUUCUUCCUUGUUAUACCAAGCUGCUCUUAGUGUUUCCUCCUAACUGUAUUUGUUAUUUUUCCUCCCUCUGCCUCUUCCCAUCACACCUGGAGUGUUGCUGUCUUUAUGGUGCCUUCAGAAAACAGACAAGUUGUUCUGUUGAGACUCAGUAUUACUCCAGACUUGUGGCUGUACACACCUGCGCAAGGGUCCAGAUGUGAUGCUCUGCGUCAUGGUUUUGAGUCUCAGUUUACUGGAGCAAAUUUGCUUUUUUAUCUGUGAAUUGCAGGAAGGGUCUUGACUGACAUUGCUUGUUUCUGAACAGCCAUGUCCCCCGGCUGCCGCCAGCCCUGCUGUGCUUGGCGCAGAAUUACUUUCCAUCUUUAGGGUCAUCUGCUUGAAGCUGGCAGCAGCUUAAUGAAUUGGAAGUAUGGAGAGAAGUGCUGGGGUGAAUGUUUUGUUUGUUGGUGUUUUUUCUUUUUCGUAACUUGAGAGUUAAAGCUGGUAGGGAGGCUAAGGUGCGUUGUCUGAGUGUCUUGCACAAGGUGGUUUUGAAACCUCUUCCUUAUUUAUUUGUUUGCAUUUGCUCUAGUUACAAUAGCUUUGUCAGUCUGUUGGGUUGCCGAAAUAACACAUUCAGUUAUCUUAAACUGUGUUUAGAGGAAAGCUGCAGAAACCAGCUCCGAAUUUUGAAGUAUUAAGAAAUAGCUUAUAAAGGUUAGCAUUAUAAAAUGACAUAUAUCUGUAAAUGUACUUUAAGGGGCUGUUGUGUUUGGCUCAGCGAGAGCUGCCCCUUUAUCAAUAUUUCAUGGCAGACAGUCCUUUUGAUGCAGUUUCAGAUAAAGCAAAUCCAGCUGUGCCUUUGAAUGCAUGAGCAGGAGCAAAUACAUUGGGUUAAGAAGCUAAAGGAAUGAGAAAAACUUUUCUUAACCCACUUUGGCCCUACAAGGGAAAUUAAAAGCCUGUGCUCUGCUCCGGCAUUCAGAAAACACAGGUACCUAUUUGAAUGUCUUAUGGCAGCUCUGUGUUAAUGGUCCUGUUUAAUUACAUUUGACACUUUAUAUAUUAAAGCACUUUGAUAAUUCUACUCAUUGUAACUAGAUUUAGUGAUUAUUUUUGUUAGUAGUAGUAGACUACAGUGUUUCCUUUCAUGUGACCUGAAGAACGAGGUCUGUGAAACUUUGCACAUUCCAGUCUGUCAUGGUGCGCAGGUUGAUCUUCUUGCCUUGCAUCUCCUUGACAGCACUGCUCAUUCCCCAGUUUCCUUUGGAGAGAACUGGAAUUUGAAAGAAAUUAUCUGUUUGUAAAAUAGCACCCUGUCCGUUAUUAAUCAUUGCAACUUAGUACAAAGAUUUCCCACAUGCACAGAUCUGCAGGGACCUAAAUUGCACGUGCUCUGUGCCUUUCCAAAUAACUUUUUUUAUAGUCUAUUUUUAAGACACAGUAAGGUAUAUGUGCAAAGCAACUGGAUGUCACUUUAGCAGAUCCCGUGAGGUUUGCUUGGGAAGAACAACCUAUAGAUUUUGUGAGAAACCUGCAUGCUGUUGGGUAAACUGGGAUCAGAGGGUGGCCUGUACUUUGUUCUUCAUCUCCUCUCUCAGAUGAUGCUUCCUGCCCCAAGUGAAUAUUGUCAUACCAGCGCUGGAGGACAGUAAACUGAUUGCAGAGCCCCGAUUUCCAGCGAGCUGCUGAUGUAACAUUAGCGACUGUGUGAUCUAGAACUUGGCUCUUCUGCCAGGGGAAGUGAGCCACACCAGCUGAGAUCUCAAGAUCUUCUGAGCUCAGGGCCAUGAGGUACCACCUCCUCCGUCCCUCUCUUUAGCAGCAGCUCUCUGGAGGUCAUGUGUUGGUUUUUUUUACACUUCACAAAGUUAGAUUUCACCACGGUUCCUGUUGGCACACCAGCACUUCUGUGUGUGACGGGUUAGGACCGGUGGUGGCUGCUUCUAAUCUGGCUUGAUCCUUAACUGUAUUUUCUUUCCUAACUGAACAGGCAUCCCAUUUCUGCCCUUAUUCUCAGAGGGCUAACAGGCUAACCUUUUUCCACAGCUUCUUCACUGUAGCCAGGUCAAAACUUGACAGCUUACGCGGUUGAUAUCUCUACGCAUUUUUAGACUUGAUAAAACAUCUCUUAAAUAUAUAUAUAUUCCCAAAUGUAGCUACCAAGUUUUCUUUUUGCUGCUGGGCUUUAAAGUGCAAUUCAAGUAAGUCAGGAUGUAAAACAAUCAAGGACUUGUAAGAAAAACCAAUCAAUGGUUGAUUGGUUGGUUGGGGUUGGGGUUUUUUUUCCCCUCUGAGAUGUAUUUGAGAGGACCAGGGAUGCAGGUUUGUCCUGUAGUGCCUAACGUACUGAGCCCCUGAGAGUCAGCUUGUUCAGCAAUUGUUAGCCCCCAAAGACUGGAAAAUGUACUGGGCAAUAUUAUAGGUAAGACACAACUUGAAAAUACACGGCUAGGUGGUAGGGAUUAGUUCCUACCACCCCCUUCUCAGGGGCCCUGAGAAGCAGACGGUGGGUUUGCCAGCAUUACGGCUCUCUUUGUCAGCUUUAAAUAGUGGGUUUCAGUUCCUACAGAUGCAUCUGGGAGUGAAGCCUUCAGUCAGUGUUUUGGUAUCAGUCCCCUUGUUGCUACAGCAGCCCAGCACGUCUGGCUUUUGAAACUGUUCUUGAGCUGAGACACAAGUGUGUGAAGCAGAGUUGCUCAUUCCUUCCUCCCCGCAGGGCCGGGGCGCUGCCCGCAUUCAUCCCCUGCCCUUCAUCCCCUGCCCUGCCGCCGCUGCGGGGCUGGCUGCAUGCAGGUGCUCAGGGGUCACCUUAGAAAGAAGCAAAAUAUCAAUGUGACUGGAAGCAACUGACACAGUUGCCAAUUCUUUUAUGUUUCUCUUUCUUUAAUAGGAGGUGAGACUUGAGGAAGUCAGUAAUGAAUAUUUAAACAUACUCUGAAGUGGCCAGAUGCAGUUUUUCAUGGGCUUCUGUCCUGGUCAUUUUAAGUCUUUGAAACCUUGUGUUGAAUUAUAAUGGGAGUGGGGGGGAGGGAGGGGAGAACCAGCUCCUUUUUGUUCCUUGCUCUUGUUGGCAAUAAUGAAUGGAAGGAAUUUAAUCCAAUGAAAGUAAUGAAACUUAAUCCCUGCGAUGUGUCUUUGUUACCCAGUUCAAAGAACAUUUUAAUGCAUCUUAUUCACACUAUGCCCUCCCUCCCCAACUGAAGGUACUUCAAAUAGACUACUUCAGAAUGCACACUAAUGCAGCAAUAACUCUGUCUUGGAAACCUCUCUAUUGAUUAUUUCAUUUGCCUGCCUGACUAGAGGAUUGAUCUUUUACUGACCUGAACGUUAAGGCUAGAAAGGAUUCUCAUCCAGCCCUUUGGGUGAAUUUUUAUCAUGAGCAUUUGUUUUAGGCCGUCUUAAAGUGCCUUAUGUUUUUAAAAGUGUAUUUUACUAGAAAUGUAUAAAUGUAGAAUAUCUUUUAACAGUAUUUCAUUAUGAGCUGUAAAACAAAUCGCAAACACUAAACCAAAAAUGUUAUUUCUACA
This is a messenger RNA of Falco peregrinus (peregrine falcon), 5296 nucleotides long. It is a transcript of the gene LRRC58, whose product is annotated as leucine rich repeat containing 58. Bases 38 to 1159 code for a protein of 373 amino acids. The record is from RefSeq and is a predicted model, not a curated record. Lineage: Eukaryota; Metazoa; Chordata; Aves; Falconiformes; Falconidae. The transcript is spliced from 4 exons. Gene Ontology annotation, molecular function: protein binding.